AUGCAGCAGCAGCAGCAGCAGCAGCAGCAGCAGCAGCAGCAGCAGCAGCAGCCGCAGCAGCAGCAGCAGGCGAUGCUCGUCCCUUGCGCGGGCUGCGGCCAACCUAUGACCCGCUGCUGCGGUUGCCGCACCGCCGGCGCCGCCGCCGAGGCGGCAGCUGGCGCGGGCGCGGCUGCAGGCUGCCGAGCUUCCAUUUCAAAGCAGCCGCUGUUCUCUUCCAGGCCAUUCGAAGUCAGCUUCGCCGCCAGCAUCGCCGCCCCCGCGGCGGCCGGGCCGGAGGCGCCCGCCACCCGAGGCUCCCCGGAGCAGCCACAGCGGGCCGCGGCUGAUGCUGCCGAGGAGGCGGGCUGUGGGGCUGUCCAGCAAGACAGCGGCUGUGCCUACCCUGUCACGCUUCAGAAUGCGUCCGCGCCGCCGCCUGACCGGGGAGCAGCGGCUGCAUUGCGCCCACCGUCCGCAGCCCUUCCGUCCGCAGCGCCGUCGCGGCUCGCGUCGUCGCAGCAACAUGAGGGCGGCGGCGGCAGCGGCGGCGGCAGUGGGCUCAGCGGCGCGAGCAGCCGGUUCCAGUCGGGCCGGCUGCGAUCUGAGGACAUGACCAAUCUGGCCUCGGCGGCUCGGAAGUUACCAGCUGCAGCAGCAAGUCAGCUGACUGCCGCGGGCUGCCCGGCGGAUCCGGAAUUUGAAGGGGCGGGCGGCGCCUUGAACCUCCAAGACCUGGCCAGCCGCCUGGAGCUGUCAAUUCCGGGGGAUAAGCAGGAGGCAGUGGCCGGCCAGCGGGGCGAGUGGGCGGCUGCGGCAGCGGCGGGCGGGGGCGCGAGCGGGCGCUCGAGGUACAGUCAGCAAGAGGUGGGGGGUGGGUACGAGCUGGACAGCAGCAGCGAGGGGGAGGGGGGCGAGGACGGCUUGGAGGGGCGCGGCCAAGAGGCAGAUUCUGAAUCGGACGAGGAGGCAGAGGAGGGCGAGCUCUACCCUAGGGUUUUCAUCUGA
This is a messenger RNA of Monoraphidium neglectum, 987 nucleotides long. RefSeq lists its product as hypothetical. Lineage: Eukaryota; Viridiplantae; Chlorophyta; Chlorophyceae; Sphaeropleales; Selenastraceae. The record is from RefSeq and is a predicted model, not a curated record. The transcript has a single exon. The coding region runs from base 1 to 987 and encodes 328 amino acids.